Messenger RNA from Macadamia integrifolia, 532 nucleotides. Its product is annotated as transcription initiation factor IIB-like. The record is from RefSeq and is a predicted model, not a curated record. Gene Ontology annotation, biological process: transcription preinitiation complex assembly; DNA-templated transcription initiation. Gene Ontology annotation, molecular function: TBP-class protein binding. NCBI's taxonomy places the organism in Eukaryota, Viridiplantae, Streptophyta, Magnoliopsida, Proteales, Proteaceae. Gene Ontology annotation, cellular component: nucleus; transcription preinitiation complex.
GUUUAGGGGACGAAGCGUUUUGUUUUGUUCGUUACUUCGAUUUCGAACCAACAAGUUUCGAUAAUCCUCUCCUGUCGGACUUUCAGAAUCCCUUCAUCAGAUCUCUCGGAAUCGAAUCACAGAAGCGAUCUUUCAGAAACUCUUCGAUCUAUCGAUAAUGGAUGUGUACUGUUCCGAUUGCAAGAAAAACACAGAGGUGGUUUUCGAUCAUUCCGCCGGCGACACCGUUUGUUCUGAAUGUGGUCUCGUUCUUGAAGCCCACUCUAUCGAUGAGACCUCCGAGUGGAGAACCUUCGCUAACGAGUCCGGAGACAACGAUCCUGUCCGUGUCGGUGGUCCUUCUAAUCCUCUCCUCACCGACGGUGGCCUUUCUACCGUCAUCUCUAAGCCUAACGGCGCUUCCGGUGACUUCCUCUCUUCUUCUCUCGGACGCUGGCAGAAUCGAGGUUCGAAUCCUGAUCGAUCGCUCAUACUCGCCUUCAAAACCAUUGCUACCAUGUCCGACAGGCUGGGCCUCGUGGCAACAAUUAAG